AUGCGAGAUGAUGGAGGCAAAGGGAGCGAAUAUAAGCCUGACAGACGACAGAGGAAUGUCAGCUUUGCAUCAUGCCUCGAAAAAAGGUGCACUGGACGUGGUCCAAUUUCUUUGAACUGUGGCUUUGAUGCCAAUCUCGAAGAUGACAGCUGGGCAUCGCGGACACCCCUAUGCUACGCAGCCGGUUUUGGACAUUCGGAGGUUGUCCGCCUUCUUCUCGCACACGAUAAUGGCUCGGUCGUUAAGCUCAACGAAGAUGAUGUGUUCCUAGGGUUCAAAGAAGCACUUUCGAAUGGCCAUUACAACACUGCAGGUGUGUUGAUUGAAAGAAUGGUGCAAUAUGGGGGCACUCAUUCAAGUCUUUCCGAGGCUCUCCGCAACGCGGCUAGGGAAGGCAUAGUAUCAUUGGUGGAGCGGCUACUCGACUACGGCGUCGACGUCAACGCCGUUGACGGAUUCAAGAACAGCGCAUUACACUUUGCGGCUUGGUACAGCCGGGUUGAGGUCGUCAAGCUUCUAAUUCUGCGGAGGGCUAAUCUUGAGAGUCCAGACGACAACGGCUUCACACCUCUCAUGGAUGCAACUCGUAGGAAUGCUCACUCCUCGCUCAAGCUUUUGAUCGAUGCUGGAGCUAACCUGACGGCAUUGAAUGACUCCGGUGAAUCACCUCUCGAUUUGGUUAUCAGCAGCCGAAGCAAAGAAUGCGGAAAACUGCUGCUGGCUAAACUUGCACAAAGUGGUCUGGCAUGGAUCCAUCCAUCCAGCACAAAACUAAAGAACCACCUAAAAUCUUCCCCAGAGUUAUCUGACAAGGAUUUCGCCACGGCUGUCCUGCCUGGAAUGAUGAACAUGGUUCUAGACAGCCAUAAGCAUUCGACAUUCAAGGACUUCAUCUCUUCACUACUGUGGGACGAGUGGGUGUUGGCACUCGAAACUGUUUGGGAUCAAUGGGAUAUCUCGAAAUUGGAGCUUGGUGUAUACGGAACUGCUCUACAUUACGCCGCCGCUCGUCACCAACCUCUUGUUGUCGAGUCGAUUUUGACCCGUGACAAGAAUCUCAUUCAAGUCGAUACCGAAUCCGGUAAAUACGGGACUGCACUUCAGGUUGCUGUCGCCUGUCAGCCGAGGGGAAAUGACACAUCUUUAUUCUUGGACACAGUACACUCGCUGGUACGACAUGACGCUGAUCUAGCUAUUGUGGGGGAUUCCAUGGCGUACGUAUUGCAAGCAGCGGUCUUCAGCCGGCGCGGCCCCCUUGCCACAACCCUGUUGGAGAAGUUGACCCUCGAAGUCAUACACAAAUGCGGUGGACGGCAUGGAACGGUAUUAAACGCCCUUCUGGCAGGCCAUCGAGACGACGAUGACUUUGUGGAGAAAUGGUUUGGUGAUCUCGUUGGGAAAUAUAAGGUUUCGGUGACGAUGCCGGCCAAUGCAAGCAAUCACGGGGCCACAGCCUUUCAUCAAGCUGCGGAAAGGGCAUCGCUGCGGAUCGUAAAAUUGGUAUUUAAACAGGAGGGUGUCGACAUUCGCAAACAAGAUCUCCUGGGCCGCUUGCCCAUUCAUCUUGCAGUCUGGUCCGGAGAGAAUCGAUGGGACAUCAUCCAAGCUAUAGACCCAACGAUGAAGACGCUGUGGAAGCGUGACCAUCUCAAAAGGUCUAUCCUGCAUUUUGUCGCCGCACGAGGUUGUAUUAGCCUCGCCGAAGAGAUUCUCAAGGUUGCGGAGGGUACGCAGCGUGAUGUUCGUCGGCUUUUGGACAACACCGACAAGGAUGGAUGGACGCCAUUACAUUGGGCCUGCAGAAAGGCAUGCAAUGACGACAUGGUGAAGUGGCUGGUCGAGAAAGGAGCCAGUGUGGACAAGGAAACUGAAGAAGGGUGGUUGCCGCAACAUGUUGCCAUCUAUCAUGACAAUGAUUAUCUCGAGAAUGGCCAUCCCCAGUCCGAAAGUAGCUCGUCCGAUAGUAGCGAGGAUGAGCUUAAAACAGCGGAGGACAAUGAGACCGACAGCAACAAGAAAGAGAGAUUGCCAGACAGGCCGGGACAGUAUUUAAGCGCUCUUUGCAACGCUUGUUGGUGUAGCACAUACGGGGAGACCUGGCACUGCACCACGUGUACCAAUGAGUCUUAUUUGGCCGAAUUUGACCUCUGCUUCAAAUGCUAUAAGCAUAAGGACGAUAUCCACCCACAGGAUCACGUCUUUGAGCCCUUGACUCAUGGAUGGUAUCGGUCCUUUAACUCAGAGAGAAACAAUAUGGUAGCUGGCGGGGGUAUGGAAGCAACUGUUGCAGCCGACUCCAUCAUCAAGAAACUCACAAGGAGGACUACCGGUUUGGACUAG
Messenger RNA from Sordaria macrospora k-hell, 2340 nucleotides. RefSeq lists its product as uncharacterized. Lineage: Eukaryota; Fungi; Ascomycota; Sordariomycetes; Sordariales; Sordariaceae. Gene Ontology annotation, molecular function: protein binding. The record is from RefSeq and is a predicted model, not a curated record.